AUGGAAACGGAUGUUCUAGAAAUCCGACUUGGAGUUCCGAAACGAAAGCGGCUGAAGGCUGACGCCGUGCCCACAAUAUUUCCGGAACCAACUCGGCCGCGGUCUGCUGAGGUCCAGUCCACCAGCUUCACUGAAGCCAGUGCAAGUGACGUGGAAAGGAUGGAAUCAGCAAGCGAUGCGGGUGAAUGUUUCAGCCUACAACAAUCCAUGUCAUCAGCGGGUCCGGAAAAUGUGCUAGUGCUGGAUGGACUGCCCCUUGAACCAUUUGUGCCCUACCAGAUAGUCAGCCAAUAUGGGUUCCAUUACACAUUAGUACCGCACAAGCCAGAAUCUGUAGCGGAAAGGGUUCAGGACAAGCAAACACAAACAGCUAUUCCGACAUCCACGCUUGGUAAUAUUGUAAUAUCAUUUACAGGGAACAGACCUUUUACACACGUAGCCUACUACCAAUUUGGUUUGCAGGCACUCAAACUGGGUUCCACAUGCAAAGUAGGGAAAGCCAGACAGGCAUGAGCCUUCCCCCUUCCAGCUCCCUUCUGUUGACAUCAUCUGAACUAGCAACUUGGUGUCCAGAAGACAGCAACAUUGAAAGCGUGGAGGUCUCUGCAGGACAGGCUUCCAUGCAGCAUAUAGGUGCACCAGCAUUUGAGGAACUGAUGCCGACAGAUAUGCUUUA
Molecule: messenger RNA, 676 nt
Organism: Ornithodoros turicata
Lineage: Eukaryota; Metazoa; Arthropoda; Arachnida; Ixodida; Argasidae
Exons: 4
Coding region: 1-513 (170 amino acids)
Source: RefSeq, a predicted model, not a curated record